AUGUCACAAUCCGAAGUUUUGGAUGUAUUUGUUGGCAAUGAGGAAAUAAGCGGGACCAUCUUGGAAAAGUUUAGAGAUCAAAGUCCAGAUAAAGUGAGAGUAGCAUUUGUAACGAUGAUCAAUUCAUUCACAAAGAUGAUAACGAUACGAGUGAACAAUGAACGAUCCUACUCUAUAUAUGCAGGUUACAAUGAGGGUCUACUGCGAGUAGGUGGACUAUCAUAUAGUUUUGUUCAGUUCCCCAUUGAUCCAGACCAACCAAAUAUCCUAUUCUCCUUCUGGAAGUCUAAAGAACUUCAACUGUUAGAACGUAUAACAGAUAGGAACUAUUCAGUCAAUACACUCAAAGGAAACACAGUGGUCAUAUCAUGGCCUAAUAAGAAUAACAAUCAAUACUUCUUGGAUCGAAACAAUAGAGAGACUCCUGAUACCUUGGGUAUUAAUAAUCCAUUCAAU
Molecule: messenger RNA, 456 nt
Organism: Acytostelium subglobosum LB1
Lineage: Eukaryota; Evosea; Eumycetozoa; Acytosteliales; Acytosteliaceae
Exons: 2
Source: RefSeq, a predicted model, not a curated record